CAGGUAUAUGUACUGAUGGGGAUACGCAGAGUAGUGGAGUGAGCGGAGGCGAGCACGAACAACAGAAAACACCAAGCACUAGUUUGCAACCACAUUUAUUAUCAUAAUAAACGUUUACAAACUACAUCAUCCAUUAAUUGAUAUAAAAUAUGAAGAUAAAGAAAUAUUGCGUCCGGCCAUUUUUAAUGUAAAAAGGAAAGGGAAAAGGCUCGGUGACAGAUGUCAGUGACGUCAAAAAUAUAGUGUUGUCAAUACACAAAAAUAAUGUUUAAGGUAUACAUAGUUAAAGAUAACAUUCUCAAUAUGUACUGUGGUCAACAACUUCGAGCGUGCAGUCUCGUACUUUUACGGCAGUAGACAUGACUUUCAUCUUAUUCAUGUUCAUUUUAAGACCUACACACUGGGAGACUGUUGAGUACCUAUGUAGUUGUCGUUUGAGAGGAGUUUCUGGAAUCCUCCUACAAGACCAAAUAAACUAAAACAAAAGCAUUAUUUCGAGGUUUUAUAUCUAGAUUUUUUUCUUGAAUAGUGCAAGGUUUGUAGGUAGGUACCUACAUAACACUCAAAGUAGUAGGUAUACCUAAAGUACUUAAGUUUUAAUACUUAAGUACUAAAGUAUUAAAUGGCGCCAGUGACCUCAAAUAAAUGAGUGUAAAAUUAUAAAUUACACACUUGAAGAGGGUUAAGUAGUAACUCCUGCGAAGGGUUUCCAUCACUUGUAUAUUUAGACGUCAGUCGCACCUUGAGAUCAGGCAACUGCGACCGACUGCGCGGAAUAUGUAUACUUUACUCGGAUUCGCAGUGUCAGCAGCGGUGCUGGUGGUGGUUCGGAGCGAGCUGUGCCUGCAGGGCGGCUUCGAGUCGCAGCUGCAGCAGGUGCUGGACGCCUACAUGCUGCGGCCACAGCUGGAGUCCUGCAUCAUCACCACCGUGGCGGACGAUGUCUUGCGCACGCUCAGCCCACGCUGGCAAGGAAUAGAGAUGACCCCAUUCGGGUCCCUGGUGACCGGGCUGGGCACACACUCUAGUGACCUGGACUUCAGCGUGACCAUGCCCAACUACAACUCGUCGAGAGACGCCGAGUGGGACAUGUUACACGAGAUCAACGAGCUCGUCAUGAAGCAGCCUGACCUGUAUUCUGAGAUAAACUACUCCACGAGAGCCGAUUUUGCACGUUACUCGUUCAAUCACAGCACGACACACCGAAAAGUUGACCUCAUGUUCAGAAAUGGCGACACUGGGGUACAGAAUAGCAAACUUAUAAAAUACUAUUUCCAUUUAGAUGACAGGUUUCUACCUUUGGGGGGCCUUCUUAAAUUGGCUUUUAAUAUUCAUGAUCUUACCGGUCGGCUAAUGUUAAAAAAUUAUGCUCUGUACUUGUUGGUGAUAUUUUUCUUACAACAAAAGAACAUGGCGCCUACCGGUUUCGAGUUACAAAGAGACGCGGAGAGUUACUACGUGGGCGAGUGGGACACGGGCUUCGACGAGCUGCCCUACAGCAUCAACAACACUGAGAGCGUGUUCCAACUGCUGGGGGGCUUCUUCCAGUACUACAGCCGAUUCGACUUUCAAAAUUAUGUCGUGUCAACUUUUGCCGGACGUCCUAUUCUGAAGGAUGAUUUCAUGAGUAUCGACACCUUUCCUGAAGAAUUUACACUGUAUAAGAACAAUUCGAAACUUGAUCUGCAACUUAAAAUAAAAAAUAACUUGCGGCCAAAAGCAAAUAUAUGCAUCCAGGAUACGUAUGCCCAUGAUAUGAACAACGGAGAAUUGAUAACAGUCGAAGAUACUGAGAGAAUUAAGAAGUUUCUGAAAUCAGCUGCCGCGUGGUUCAAAGACCUACCCGCAGACCGGUUCCUCAGCGCCAUACUGAGUAAACAGCAAGACAGUGACACACAGAGCAGCUCUGAGCAAAACUGCAUCGAGAUACCGGACUCCGGACCUACUGCAACAAUAGAUCUCACAUGUUCAAAGUAAAUGUACCUCUAUCUUGGUUA
Messenger RNA from Helicoverpa zea (corn earworm), 1997 nucleotides. RefSeq names its product speckle targeted PIP5K1A-regulated poly(A) polymerase-like. Gene Ontology annotation, molecular function: RNA uridylyltransferase activity. Lineage: Eukaryota; Metazoa; Arthropoda; Insecta; Lepidoptera; Noctuidae. The transcript has 3 exons. The record is from RefSeq and is a predicted model, not a curated record. Bases 778 to 1977 code for a protein of 399 amino acids.